Vollenhovia emeryi is the source of this 1005-nucleotide messenger RNA. RefSeq names its product protein I'm not dead yet-like. Gene Ontology annotation, cellular component: membrane. The transcript has 3 exons. The record is from RefSeq and is a predicted model, not a curated record. Bases 595 to 1005 code for a protein of 136 amino acids. Gene Ontology annotation, molecular function: citrate transmembrane transporter activity; succinate transmembrane transporter activity. Gene Ontology annotation, biological process: citrate transport; monoatomic anion transmembrane transport. Lineage: Eukaryota; Metazoa; Arthropoda; Insecta; Hymenoptera; Formicidae.
GCGUCUUUUUACCUUUUUUUUAAAGGUUGUGUAAUAAAUCGAUUAAAUAAUUAGCCAGUUGGGUUGACUAUUAGUUUCCCGUCUCAUUUCGUAUGAAAAGUUGCAAACCCAUGUGGAAUUGUAUAAACGUAGAAGUAGUUUCGCCGAAGCAGGAGUUGGUAUGAAAUGGACCUUUCUUUGUGUGAAAAGUAGCAAACCCAUGCGAAACCGUAUGUACAUACAACGCGUACAUAUGUACAUUAGUACGUGUAUAUAUGCAUGUGUGUACAUACAUACUUAAUGCGGUAUCCAAUAAUGUGGUGUCCAAAAUGUGGUGUCUAAAAAUAUUGUCUCCAAAAAUGCGGUGUCCAAUAAUGCAGUGUCUAAUAAUUACGUAUCCCAUUUACUUAUAUGUAUAUUAUAUGUAACACAUGAUUAUUCUCUUUUACUGAAAUAAGGCCGACAAAAAUAACAAAAGCGUAUUUCUUGGCGGCGGCGUAUUGUUCGACAUUUGGCGGUACUGGAACAUUGGUAGGAACUGGCACAAAUCUGACUUUUAAAGGGAUCUACGAAAAUAUAUUUCCCGAGGCUGAAGGAAUUAGUUUUACUGAUUGGAUGAUAGCAUCUUUUCCUCAGAUGGUCGUUAAUUCCUUUCUCACCUGGUUGUACGUACGAAUUGCUUAUAUGGGAUAUCUGAGACCAUAUAGUAAAGAUGCUCAAGUAGCCACAAUCGGAAGAGAAGGUGAAGCCGUCACAAAUCAAGUUAUACAGCAGAGAUACAAGAAUUUGGGUCCUUUAACUUUCCACGAGAUCGGAGUAGCCACUUUAUUCUUCCUGUGUGUGUUUCUUUGGAUAUUUCGCAAACCCGGCUUUAUCCGUGGAUGGUCAGAAGUAAUUACUGACAUAGAUGUCAGAGAUUCAGUACCAGUGAUACUUGUCUCCAUCCUGAUGUUUUUCAUCCCAAAGGAUCCUAGCUUCAUUUACAGUUACAGUCAAAAUCGUAAGAAAUCGCAGAAAUUCUAUUAA